This is a messenger RNA of Protobothrops mucrosquamatus (brown spotted pit viper), 3228 nucleotides long. RefSeq names its product lectin, mannose binding 1 (gene LMAN1). The transcript is spliced from 13 exons. Gene Ontology annotation, biological process: Golgi organization; endoplasmic reticulum to Golgi vesicle-mediated transport; endoplasmic reticulum organization. Bases 27 to 1538 code for a protein of 503 amino acids. The record is from RefSeq and is a predicted model, not a curated record. Gene Ontology annotation, molecular function: D-mannose binding. Lineage: Eukaryota; Metazoa; Chordata; Lepidosauria; Squamata; Viperidae. Gene Ontology annotation, cellular component: endoplasmic reticulum-Golgi intermediate compartment; Golgi membrane; endoplasmic reticulum membrane.
CCGGGUUUCAUGCAGCAGAGUCCAAGAUGGUGGCGCUCUGGGUUCGGAGGGAUGGCUCGGCGGCGGCCGCGAGGAGGCUCUUGGUAGCCGCGUGUCUGUGCUUGAGCAGCCGCUUUCUUCCCCCGGCAGACGCCACAGGCCAGGCGGAAAGCGGCGGCGCUCCUGCUGCGGCGAGGCCUCACCGGCGGUUCGAAUACAAGUACAGCUUUAAGGGUCCGCACUUGGUGCAGCCGGACGGAUCGGUGCCCUUCUGGACGUAUUCGGGCAAUGCUAUCCCCAGUACCGAUCAGAUCAGAAUAACUCCUUCAUUAAAAAGCCAAAAAGGAUCUGUAUGGACAAAGAGCAAAUCCAUAUUUGAAUACUGGGAGAUUGAAGUAACCUUCCGAGUGACUGGAAGAGGAAGAGUGGGAGCGGAUGGAUUGGCCAUCUGGUAUACUGAAGGACAAGGAUUAGAGGGCCCAGUUUUUGGUGCAGCAGACAACUGGAACGGUGUUGGCAUCUUCUUUGACUCCUUUGACAACGAUGCAAAGCUCUCAGUGGUUGAUGGUUCCACACAAGCAUUGGCAUCAUGUCAAAGAGAUUUUCGUAACAAGCCGUAUCCCGUCCGUGCAAAGGUUGUUUACUAUCAGAGGACACUAUCUGUAUUAAUAAACAAUGGCUUUACUCCAGACAGAGAAGACUAUGAGUUUUGUGCCAAAGUUGAAAACAUGGUGCUGCCUUCUCAAGGGUACUUUGGCAUCUCUGCAGCAACAGGUGGCCUCGCAGAUGACCAUGAUGUUUUAUCAUUCCUGACAUUUCAGUUGACAGAGCCUGGCAAAAUGACGCCUCCACCAGAUGCAGAAAUUGCUGAAAAGGAGAAAGAGAAAUAUCAAGAAGAGUUUCAGCAUUUCCAGCAAGAGUUGGACAAAAAGAAGGAGGAAUUUAAGAAAGAGCAUCCAGACAUGCAAGGCCAGCCAAUGGACGAUAUCUUUGAGACGGUGAGUGAUCGUGAGCUGAGACAGAUCUUCGAAGGCCAAAAUAGAAUUCAUCUGGAAAUAAAACAGCUCAACAGGCAAUUAGACACGAUUCUGGAUGAACAGAGAAGAUACGUCUCUGCGGUAACAGAAGAGAUUUCCAAAAAAGGGUCAAAUGUCCCUGGCCAUCAAGGGCAGGCUCCCCAGUUAGAACUUGACAAUAUCGUAAAAACUCAAGAAGAGGUUCUGAGAAAAGUUGGGGAAAUGAAAAAUUCCAUGGGGGAAACCCUGCGGCUAGUCAGUGGCCUUCAGCACCACCCAGGUUCCUCUGGUGGGGUCUACGAAACUACCCAGCAUUUCAAUGAUAUUAAGGAACAUCUCCAUGUCGUAAAGAGGGAUAUUGAACAUUUAGUCCAGAGGAACAUGCCAUCAAAUGAAAAACCUAAAUGUCCAGAGUUGCCACAAUUUCCAUCAUGUUUAUCGACAACGCACUUCUUUGUAUUUGUAGCAAUCCAGACGCUACUCUUUAUUGGUUACAUCAUGUACAGGAGUCAGCAAGAAGCAGCCGCAAAGAAGUUCUUUUGAUGGCCCCUCUGUUGUGCAUUCCAGAGGUGCAUGGAAAGCAUUGCACUAGUUGGAGAGGAGGGAAGGAAUCCUUAGUGUUGAAAAUGCUUCAAUAUUUUAAAUUAUUGAGUUCUUUUUUAAUCAAGUACCGUGAAUUAUGGAUUGCGGUGUAAUAAAAUGGACAGAUUCCAAGGCAGAAAAGAGGUAAAUUCUGUCUUUUGAGUAUCCAGGAGAGAUGGGUCGAUGGGGGGAAAAAAACUUUACUUCAUUGUCAAAAUACAUCCCAAGUAGGGUCUUGGCCCAGGAGUAUAUCUCACACUUAUUUUUACAUCCUUAUUUGGGGAGAUCAUGGAAGGCAGAAAGACUUGCUGUAUAAUAUUUGUUGUAUGUCUCAGAGAAGAGGGGAAGCAGGCAGGCAAGCAGGCAUUGAGGUUCUGAAACUGCAUUCCCCUUUAAAGCUAUAAGAGUUUACAAAAAAAUAAAAAUAAAAAUCAUGUAACCUUGUGGGCAGCAUUAGAUAAGCAGAGUUAGAUAUUGCCGAUUCAACUUUAAAAAAAAAAUCUGUUGAAACAGUGACAAGCAGGAAUAUGGAAUGAGGAAGUUUGUAGAACAGCUCAGUUCUUAAUGGUGCAAUUUUUCUGUAUAGAAAAAGGUAGGCGGGAACAAGCUCUUUUUAGCAUGUUUUGAUACAGUUAUUUGUAUUCAUUGUAUUCACAUCGAUCAUAACUUUUGUAAAAGUGUUUUUUAAACUCUCUUCAACGAAGAGAUCCUAGCUUGCAUGAUCUUGAAAGUCAUCUGACUUGGGAGAGAAUAUGAGACAGCAGUGAUCUUCAAAAUGUAUCAUUGAAUGUUAAAAAUCAAACCGACCUUGCAUUGUGUUCUUCAAAGUGGUCCUCUCCAAACCAGGGAUAUUGUGUGUAGACACUGAUGGCAUUGUUAAAAAAAAAUUCAGGCUUGUUCUGCUUUUGUUGAACCAGUAUUGUUCUUCAUUCUCAAGUAUUCUUAAGUCUUAGCCACUAAUUAUGUAAUCCUUCUUAAGGUUGUUCCAGAACAGCCAAUGUGAUUUUACUCUGCCCUGCAUUUUGCCUAUAUAGUAUUGACUUGAAACUUCAUUUUUACGCACGUAGAAAUCCUAAUAGAAUAGUUUUCCCAAAUUGCCAAGUGCUCAAAUUCCUCUAAACUUAAAAUAUUAAAAGGUGAGCAAUGUUCAUUGUAUCCAGUAUUACAUAUUUUGAUGGCAUUGUUUGCAGUUUUGAGAAACAGAACAAAUCUAUGCAAUUCUCUCCCUUUAAAGAUUUUGGCAGCGUUAUGUUAGGAUUCAUAAACAGGACGUUUUCCACCAAGUUUUGAAAAACAAGUAACUAAAGAAUACCUUCCUACAACUCACAGUUGAGGACAAAUAAGCAGACUUUAUUUUUCUCAACCCAAAUCAUUCUAUUUCACACCAGCAAAUAUUUUUACAGGUGCCUUGGACAAAUUAAAACCAAAUGUAUGUUGUAAAAAUGGUCUACUAAAUCAAGGGUUUGUGCGAUUAGAGUUUUCAUGAAAGAAGACACUGCUUUCUUUUGUGCAGAAAAAAGUGGAUUCUGUUGCAUUAUUUUUCUUUGGAAUAUGCUUGGAUCAUGAUGCAAAUCUUGUAGAUAAACAUCUAUAUUUUCUUUCAACACAAUGUGAAUCUACCCAGCUGAGAAUUAAAAUAUUGAAGCAAUCA